GGCUUAUUACGGAUUUUAUGACUGCAGCCUGCAUAAUGGAAUUUGUAAUCAAGUUGUCACAGCCUGUCACCUUGCGUGAAGAUUUAUUGAGGAUUUAAGGCAGACCUGUGUUCGGUUUAAGUCAGUCUGUAGAUAGCUGUGCAAGCAUUCAUUGAAGAUGAUGCCUUCCACAUGGAGACCGGUCCUCUGGGUCCUAACUUCUAGUUUUUUACUCGUGACGUCACAGCCAUCUGGCGGGGGAGCCGAUCUCACAAAUCGUCAGCACGCUGCCUUUGUCGGGGGUCGAAACUCAGUGAUACAGGCCGGACAGGCCUUCCAGGCUGCCAGGGCCGGCAGGGUUCUAGCCAGAAGUGAAAUGAUAAAUUUUACUGAGUACUUUUGUAACUCGGUGCAAGAACAGUGCAACGUCUGGUACCCUUACAGAACUCCCAACAGCGUCUGUAACAACUUGGCCAACCCAAGAUGGGGAUCGGCACCUACUCAGAUGAGACGUUUCUUAGCACCUGCUUACGGAGAUGGCAUAAGUCUUCCGCGUACAAAGAGCGUGACUGGUGCUGAUCUUCCCAGCGCGCGGUUCAUCAGUUUCAUUGUCCACGUCACCGAGGACCCUGACGACAUCCCCAAGUACCGAGACUUCACCCACAUGGUCAUGCAGUGGGGACACUUCACCGACCACGACAUCACACACUCACAACUACAAACACGCCCUGACAGAAGGCCAUUGCUUGAUGACUGUUGUCUCGAAGGAGCCGCCGCAUUCGCUGCGCGCGCACUACCUGGAGGAAAUCCCUGUUUUCCAAUCUCAGUUCCACCGAAUGACCCGUUCUUUGUUGGUCGCACCUGUUUGAGCUUCACGAGAUCGAUACAAGCGCCAAAUCUACAGUGCCAACUUAACGGGCCAGUAGAACAAGUGAACGCCAUAACGUCCUUCUUAGAUUCGUCGAACGUGUACGGAUCGAGCAAGGAGGAGAUCGACAUCCAUAGACUGUGGGUGGACGGUCUCCUCAACUUCACCGACUAUAACCUUCUUCCAACUGACGAGAAAGAAACAGCUAUGGGAGUUUGCAAUGCGCCUUGCUUCGAUGCAGGUGAUACCCGCAGGAACGAACAGAUGGGUCUUACCAGUAUGCAUACCUUAAUGAUGAGGGAACACAACCGAAUUGCGAGGACUCUUAAAAAAUACAACCCACACUGGAACGAUGAGAAACUCUUUCAAGAAAGUAGAAAGAUCGUUGGUGCAAUGGCUCAGAAAAUAACCUACAGCGAUUGGCUACAACUCAUACUGGAUCCUCUGACACGAAGGAAAAACAACAUUGACUCAACCGGGCCUGGCUUUGCCAAUGUCUAUGAUCCAACUAUCGACCCCAGUAUUCGAAAUGUAUUUGGAGCUGCAGCGUUUCGGUUUGGUCAUACUCUUGUCCGAACAUUCUUCAGCCGACGCCGUCCAAACUACUCCGUCAACGUCAUCCACAGAACCAGUGACUUGUUCGGCAAGACCAAGAUCAUAAGAGACUCCAGAGGAAACGCUGUACAUGAAUUCCUACGUGGUCAGCUUGUUGACUCAGCUGGUAAGUUUGACCGUCACAUAACUCCUACCUUGACCAAUGAGUUGUUCAAGAGCGGAACAAACAGUUUGGACCUGGCAGCGUUCAACAUCCAGCGUGGUAGGGAUCAUGGCACCCAGUCGUACAACGCCUGGAGAGAGUUCUGUGGUCUCCCUAGGGCCUAUUACUUCACAACAGGAUAUGGAGGCUUCACGGAUCACACCGAGGAUGCCGUGCAUCAGCUGGCUAAAGCAUAUGCAGGCUUAAGCCCGGAUGACGUUGAUGUGUUCCCCGGUGCCAUAUCGGAAAGACCUGUGCCAGGUGGCAUUGUCGGACCAACCUUUGCCUGUUUAAUCGGGAGACAGUUUGGAUUCAUCAAGAAAGGGGAUCGCUUCUGGUAUGAACUAAACAGACCGGUGACAGGUUUCUCAAGAGCCCAGUUGGCCGAGAUCAGGAAGGCCAGUCUGUCCAAGAUCAUCUGUGACAAUACAGACACCUUCUUCGUACAAGCGAAUGCCUUCAGGAAAGCACGUAGAUACAGGAACCCCUACCAGUCCUGUUAUGCUCUUCCACAAGUGGACCUGAGUAAGUGGUGCGAAGCGACCUACAAGAAAUGGUAGACACGCCAUCGACAUGGCAUGGUUCUUCAAGAAUAUGCAGACACAACAUAACCAAGUGCAAACACAGAUAAUUUUCAAGAGCAAAACAUCAUGUCAUUAAUAUGUAUGUAAAUUGCAAAAACUGCAAAAAGGACUUUGAAUAAAAUUCAGAUACACA
Haliotis rubra (blacklip abalone) is the source of this 2321-nucleotide messenger RNA. Its product is annotated as peroxidase-like. Bases 158 to 2164 code for a protein of 668 amino acids. NCBI's taxonomy places the organism in Eukaryota, Metazoa, Mollusca, Gastropoda, Lepetellida, Haliotidae. Gene Ontology annotation, molecular function: peroxidase activity; heme binding. Gene Ontology annotation, biological process: response to oxidative stress. The record is from RefSeq and is a predicted model, not a curated record. The transcript is spliced from 13 exons.